UAAAAAUGUAGCCGCAGGUGUAAUUUGGUAGGCACCUAAUGCAUCAUUAAAUAGACAUCUAGAGUGGCAUUCUGAUAAUGUUUUCAAGUUCUUUUCGUGUAAGCCCCUGAAGCUGUAACACUGUUCCUCAAACUGGCCCACUUCUCUUGGCAUUUUUCCUCCUAUAAAACCCCUCCAGUCCCUUGUGCCCUCCUUCCCUAUCCUCAAUCUCUUCAAUACAACCCUUCUCAGAUAUCAUCUUCAAAGUUUGAAACAUGCUUCCAACUGAGAUUACAGGAAUCCGCUAUCUAGCACAGGAAACCCAGAUUCCAACUCCCGUUAGCUAUGAAAUGAUGCAGAGCAACACAAACACACCAGACCUUUAUUUCAAUAGAUUCUUAACCAGCUUACCCAACUUUCACUUCCCUAAUCCUCAAGGCCAUGAGUUUACUCCACAAUACUCCUGCAUAAGCAAUAACUCCAGCACUUCUGAUGAAGCUGAGGAGCAUCAACUCGGCAUCAUCGAUGAAAGGAAGCAGCGAAGAAUGAUUUCUAACAGAGAAUCUGCACGCAGAUCACGGAUGAGGAAACAAAAGCACCUAGAUGAACUCUGGUCACAGGUUGUAAGGCUUCGAACAGAGAACCACCAUCUGAUAGAAAGGUUGAAUCAUGUUACUGAGAACCAUGACGAGGUUCUUCAGGAGAAUACAAGACUCAAGGAAGAGGCUUCUGAUCUUCGCCAAAUGCUCACACACCUGCAAAUUGGCAGUCCUUACCCUACUACGUUAAGAGACUUGGAAGAGAUUAUUCCUUCCAACACUGCUGAUCUCGGAGCUGAAUCCUCCGACCAAUCCAUCUCUAAUCCCGAAGACUUGCUUUAUUAUGAUUAGACACAGGAAUCAAGACUCUUUUUUUCCAUAAUAACUAGUCUAUCUAUGUUCCUCAUGUCUACUAUGGUUGUUCCAAAACAGAGAAUAACAUCUUUGGACCUUCUUUUAUCUUUGCAAGGUUCAAUUCCGUCCCAUUAUAAUCAAAUACUUUAA
This is a messenger RNA of Juglans microcarpa x Juglans regia, 1022 nucleotides long. RefSeq names its product basic leucine zipper 43-like. The coding region runs from base 255 to 869 and encodes 204 amino acids. The transcript has a single exon. Lineage: Eukaryota; Viridiplantae; Streptophyta; Magnoliopsida; Fagales; Juglandaceae. The record is from RefSeq and is a predicted model, not a curated record. Gene Ontology annotation, biological process: regulation of DNA-templated transcription. Gene Ontology annotation, molecular function: DNA-binding transcription factor activity.